AUGAGUGAUGAAUCUUUUUCUGAUGUAAUUGAUGAUAUUAAUUUUGACGAGAUGGAAAAUGAUAUACUUAACUUCGCUAACGAGCCAUCAGUCAAAUCAUAUCUAGAACUUGGCGUAGAUCUUAAAAAUUAUAAAAAUCAAAUAUCGACCGAACUAAGUGCAGCCCAACAAGCAUCAAUACAAGACUAUUUAAAGCAAAUUCCUUAUGUUACUGCGCUUAGUAAUGACUUAAAUAAAUGCGAUGAAACACUUCAAUCAAUGGAAGACAGAUUAAAGCUAUUUAACGAGUCACUAAGUCAAAUGUCUUAUUAUAUUAAUAGCAUUCAAACAAAAUCCCAAGAAAUUACGCAAAAACUUAAAAACAGAAAAGAAUAUGAAGCAUUAUUAGGCGAAUUUACACGAAGUAUUGCAAUUACUCCAGAAUUUGUACGCGAAGUUACGGAAUCCCCAGUCGGAAUUGAUUAUGUUCAGACAAUAUUGCAGUUAGAAAAGAAAAUUCAAUUUUCAACUCGAAAAGAAAUCAAAGAUAUCAACUCUUCGCAAGAUUUUCUUAUGACAUUAAACCGUCUACGUCUCAGAGCUGCUGAAAACAUCAAAAACUGGAUAAUUGAAAAAACUUUAGAACUUGUUAUGUAUCCAGAAUCACAACCAAUUACUCAAGAGAAUAUGCUAAGAUGUCAUAAACUAGUAGAAUUUAUGAAAGAAAGCUCUUUGGAGAUCGAUAAAAUGUGUAGAACAAAUUAUAUUGAAAACAUUUCAAGAUAUUAUCAAGAAAUGUUUUACAAUCUAUGGAAAGGAGUUCUCAGAAAGAUGUCACAAGCUCCUCUUCAGUCAGAUACAUUAGCUCCUCAGCAACAAUAUUUUUCUUUCUUUUCUCGAAGGAAAAACACCGGUGAAAACACUUCUUUCUUCAGUCUUGGCGAUAGACAAAAGGUUCUCAAUAACCUUCUUUUGCCUUCUGCGGAUAUUCCCGAAGGAAGUUUUUCACUUGAAUUUUUAAUGCAAAAUUUUUAUAUGAAAUACAUAAAUAAAGUUACAGAAGAACAUGAUUUCAUUGCAGCAUUCUGGGCAGACAACGUAAUGGCAUUUUCAAUCUUUUCUCCAAUUUCAAAACAAAUUGAAAUGUCAAUGGAACAGCUUUUGCUCAAAAUAAAUGAUCCUGUAUGCGUAUCGAUAUUAUUAAGAAUCAUUAGUGCUCACAGACAAGAGCUAAAUCGAAGAAGAGUAAAUUGUAUCGAUCAACACUUGAAUUCCAUUGAAAUGUCGCUACUCAUGAGGUUCAGACUGAUCAUACAAAAUAAUAUAUCGGCGCUUGAAUCAACAGAUCUCUCGGCUGUCAUAGAAACAGGUCAUUUUGCAAAUGCUUUUGCCAGAAGAUUCUCGGAAUUCGCUUCAAGCAUUUCCAAACUGAUCACACCUGCAAAUGAGGAUAAUUUGGUACCUUACUUGGAUGAUACGGCUGCUACUUUCUGUCAAUUAUUUGAAAGGGCGUCGAAAAAACUGCCAGUUGAGAAAAGUGACGCUUUUUUAAUUAACAAUUUUAUCGUUGUUGCCAACGUUUUAAGACAAAACGGACGGACAACUUUGACGCAACUUUUCGAUGCAAAGCAUGAUGAUGCAUGUGCGAGAUUCGUUGAAAUUUGCAUCCAAAAUCAUUUCGGAGAUCUCGUGUCAACUGUUAAAUCUGCGUACCCUAAUAUAGAAAAUAUGAAUCCUCCGACGAAAACUAACUUCGGGCCGACUGUUUUAAUGAGAAUUGCGAAUGAUUUCAAAGAAAAUCACUCAGCUGAAAUGAAAACAAUUGCUGAUUCGAUGUUAACUCUUUUUGGAGACUUCACUGAUGGGAGAAACAUCCUCAGAAACAUUGCAAAAAGAACUGUUUUGUAUUGGACCAAAUUCGAACAACUAGCUAAAGCAAUCAUGGAAAAAGACCCGAACUCAAUGAGAUGGGUCAAUUCUAUGCUUUCGAUACAACAGCUUGUUUUAGAUAUCAGACUUUUGACUGAAUCAUUUUGA
Molecule: messenger RNA, 2016 nt
Organism: Trichomonas vaginalis G3
Lineage: Eukaryota; Parabasalia; Trichomonadida; Trichomonadidae
Product: Golgi to vacuole transport
Exons: 1
Coding region: 1-2016 (671 amino acids)
Biological process (GO): retrograde transport, endosome to Golgi; Golgi to vacuole transport; endocytic recycling
Cellular component (GO): GARP complex
Molecular function (GO): syntaxin binding
Source: RefSeq, a predicted model, not a curated record